This is a messenger RNA of Ornithorhynchus anatinus (platypus), 1481 nucleotides long. RefSeq lists its product as uncharacterized. The record is from RefSeq and is a predicted model, not a curated record. Gene Ontology annotation, cellular component: bicellular tight junction; plasma membrane. Gene Ontology annotation, molecular function: structural molecule activity. The transcript has 2 exons. The coding region runs from base 668 to 1312 and encodes 214 amino acids. Gene Ontology annotation, biological process: bicellular tight junction assembly; cell adhesion. Lineage: Eukaryota; Metazoa; Chordata; Mammalia; Monotremata; Ornithorhynchidae.
GAGGGGGGGAAAACAAAUCUUACAAAUCAGUUCUGUUUGACCUUCCAACAAAUGUUGGUCCACCUUACUGGUGGAAGGAGUGGGUGAAUGUUUCUGGGGAGACCCUCUAAAAAGAGGUAUACAAGGCAUUUUGAGGCUUUAAAAUCCUCUUUGGGCUUAAAUAGAGAGCUGGGGAGAAGGCCAAGCAAGCAUACCUGUCACAUUUUUAGAUAUGGCAACCCCAAAAUUUAGAAGCAUAUCCUUUCCUGGGCAAGGUUAAUCUUUUCAAGUUUGACUCGGACUUAAAUGAGAGUCUCGCCAACCAUGUUCAAAAGGUCCCAGAAUCCAUAGAGUUGGAUACAAAUCAAACUCCGCAGGCCGGAACGGAACCCCUUUCCGUACAGACGGACGCGUGUUUCCGAGAGGCCGUUCCAUCGUGGGUAGCCGAGACUGCAGUACGUCCUGCCGGAAGCCCUGGAGUUUAAGUCGAGCCAGAUGCAUUCCAAUUCUUGAAGGGCAACUUUCCAAAAUGGAAAGAGCAAAUCAAAAAUCAGGGGACCCAAAGAAAGAGGGUGGCACUCUAGCCCAGGUGUACAUCUAUCCGAGUGUAGACUAGAUAUAGGCACGAAAAAUAAGUGCAUGUGUUUCCCAGCUCAGCUUUCCUGAGGUGCUCUGCUAUCUGCAAGUUAUGCCCUUCAAGGUCAGAGAAAUUUGCAUCCCAGCGGUAGCCCUCGUGUUCGGUGGCAUGGGUUUCGUAGUCUGCAACUUGAUCAUCACCCUGCUGUACUGGAGAGUGUGGCACUAUAACAGCCCCGUGGUCGUCACGAUGUGGUUAGGCCUGUGGAACUACUGCUAUCUGCCCAGAGAUCCCACGGACCCCCUCAACACUCUCAAGAAGGUCUGCGUGAAAAUGAACACAUCCUGGGAUUUCCCCCUGGAGAUCACACUGAGUCAGGACUUGAUGUCCUUUGCCAGCCUUCUGGAAGGAGUUGCCUUUCUGUUUGUUCUGAUGGGACUCUCCUGUACGUUAAAGAAGGAGCCUUACCCAGAAUUCAUCAAAUGUUGCUACCAGGUGAGCGGGAGCUUCCUGACCCUGGGUUGUACCAUUGUUCUGGGCACGAUAUUCUGGAAUUUCUACUUGGAUUCCAUCAACAGCCACUUCACCUAUCCCACCGCCUUCCUUCUGACUGACUUCCCGGUGAAGAGGGAGAUUGGCGGAGCCAUCCCGCUAGGGAUGGUAUCGUCCCUGCUGGUCUUACAGAGCGGGGCUAUCUUACUCGCCCACGGCUGUGGGGUCAAGGCAAUCAGGCAAAUCCAGCCCGUGGACAUUUAAAGAGGACUCCUUCCGACAAGAUGAGCGGUCUGCCGCCGUGCAAAGAUUCCCUUUUCCUGCUUCACCAUUUUACAGCGGAUGAACGCUGCAGAGACAGAGGGAGGGACCGACGACAUCUUCAUCUGGUAAUUUAGCAUUUUGUUCAUUAAAGUUAGCGCUUCACAUUUUG